This is a messenger RNA of Cynara cardunculus var. scolymus (artichoke), 1267 nucleotides long. Its product is annotated as caffeic acid 3-O-methyltransferase. The record is from RefSeq and is a predicted model, not a curated record. Bases 70 to 1137 code for a protein of 355 amino acids. Gene Ontology annotation, molecular function: O-methyltransferase activity; protein dimerization activity; S-adenosylmethionine-dependent methyltransferase activity. Gene Ontology annotation, biological process: methylation. NCBI's taxonomy places the organism in Eukaryota, Viridiplantae, Streptophyta, Magnoliopsida, Asterales, Asteraceae. The transcript is spliced from 4 exons.
CUUUUCCAAUUUCAUCCAUUCAUUAUAUUCAAGAAUUUAACCACAACUGAUUUACAAAUUGAAACUGAAAUGGCUUCCCAAAAUCAGCAAGAGGAGGAAGCUUUCCUGUUUGCGAUGCAAUUGGCAAGCGCCUCCGUCUUACCCAUGGUCUUGAAAUCUGCCAUCGACUUGGAUUUGCUUGAGACGAUUGCCAAAGCCGGCCCCGGUGCUUAUGUGUCUCCGGCAGACCUGGCUGCUCAGCUCCCAAAGGCAGACAACCCGGAGGCAGCCGUGAUGCUGGACAGGAUCUGCCGCUUAUUGGCUAGCUAUUCUGUGCUGAGUUGUAGUCUGAAGAAGGUAGGUGAUGAUGUUGAGCGUCUCUAUGGUCUUGCUCCCGUCUGCAAAUUCUUGGUAAAGAACGAAGAUGGUGUUUCCAUGGCACCACUCUUGCUGAUGAACCAGGAUAAGGUUCUUAUGGAGAGCUGGUAUCAUCUGAAAGAUGCAGUGUUGGAUGGUGGAAUUCCAUUCAACAAGGCAUAUGGCAUGAGUGCUUUUGAGUAUCAUGGGAAGGAUCCAAGAUUCAACAAGGUUUUCAACAGCGGUAUGUUUAAUCACUCCACCAUGACCAUGAAGAAGAUCUUGGAUGUGUAUGAUGGUUUUAAUGGAGUGAGCAGCCUUGUGGAUGUUGGUGGUGGCACCGGUGCCAGUCUCAGUAUGAUCCUCUCUAAACACCCUUCAAUCAAGGGUAUCAAUUUUGAUUUGCCACACGUCAUUGAAGAUGCAACCACUUAUCCUGGUAUUGAGCAUGUUGGUGGAGACAUGUUUAAAAGCGUGCCAGAAGGAGAUGCCAUUUUCAUGAAGUGGAUCUGCCAUGAUUGGAGUGAUGCACACUGCGUGAAAUUUCUGAAGAACUGCUAUAAAGCACUCCCUGAGAAUGGAAAAGUGAUAGUAGCGGAAUGCAUUCUUCCAGAGACUCCUGACUCGAGCCUUGCGACACAAAACGUGGUGCACAUCGACGUCAUCAUGUUGGCUCACAACCCCGGUGGCAAAGAGAGGACCCAGAAAGAAUUCGAGGCAUUGGCCAAGUCUGCCGGCUUUAAGGGCUUCCGCAAGGCCUGCUGUGCACUCAACACCUGGGUUAUGGAGUUUACCAAAUAAUUUUUGUGAUGACUAUAAAUAUAAAUAUAAAUAUAAAUAUAUGGUCAUUAUUUUUUUCUGAUACAAAAACCACUGUUACAGUUGCUUGUGAGUUGAAUGAAUGAAUAAAUACAAACAUCUUUUCUUCCGU